AUGGGAAAUCCAAGUCCCAAGUACUCCAAGCCCGGCCAGGUCCUUGUGAAGAUCAAUGGCUCGUGGAUUUCAAAUGCACACACUCUUUUUGCGUCGUUGGCUUUCAUUGGUGCCUUGAUCACCGGCAUAGCCCUUCAUUAUAAAAAAAUCGUUCAGAAUGAACAUUAUGGAUUUCCUGAUGAAUGGUUCCCUUCAGUUUCUGCAACCAUUGGUGACAGAUAUCCCGAGCGUUCUGUUUUUAUGAUCUUCAUUGCUAUCACAUCCGGUCCUCGAUUCCUUCUUGUUGGCUUAUUUUAUCUUCUCGCUGCUAAGCCUAACUCGAUUCGACCAAAAGUCCUUCUGGUGACUGGUCUCCUUCGCACAAUUUCUUGCGGUGGAUGGACCUAUGUGACCUCAACCGACGACCACGACUGGCAUGAUAUUUUCAUGAUCACCUAUCUUGUUUUGACUCUUCCCUGGACUAUCAUUGGCAUCAGUUUGACCCACUCUGAUUCAAAGUCGCUUUUUUACCGCAAGGUUUUUGCUUCUUGCUUCUUUGGAACCUUGGUCCCCCUGAUUUACUUUUUCAUCCAGCACAAGGUCCACAAGAUUGCAGGCGCAUACACAAUUUACGCCUUUUUUGAAUGGUCUUUGUGUAUCUUUGAUGUGGCUUUUGAUGCUGCCACUUUUUACGAUUUCCAGGCUCUCGAACUUAGAAUUGUUGACGUCAAGGGUGUUACUGAUGCUACCCAGUACGCUGCCCCUACUAAGGCCAACCCUGCUCUCAAGAAGUUCCAGGGCAUUAGCUUUUUCAGCUUCUUGGUUGGAGUCAUCAAUUCUUUUAUUUUCUGGUCCGUUUUGACUUCCCUUCCUCUUCUCAUUUGGUACUUCCCUCUUUGGUACAUGGGAAUUAGCGGCUACGAGGCUUUCCUUCUUUCCAUUGUGGCCCCUGUUUUACUUUGUAUCGGCCCGUUUUUGACUCUCUUUUCCACAGUCCCUCAAUUGGCAUACCUCGGAACUAUAAUUGGUGUUGCUUCUUUCUGGGCCCACAAACCAGAGCUUCGGCUUGAACUUGUUGGUAUUGGUAGCGGCUUUGCCUUCAUUGCUCUUGCAGUUCAAUUUUGGAACAUUUCAUCCAAGCCUCUGCUUGGUCUUCACCGUGCAACCGCCUUUUCCAUUGGUCUCUUGGCUAGUUCCAUUGCAAAGUAUGCCUUUUACACAAACAAUCCCAUCUGGCCCAUCAUGCACAAGGAAAACGGCGGUUGGAAUGUUACUGGUAUUGUUAUUGGCGUGAUUGGAGCAGUUUUGGUUACACGCCCCCAGAUCCGACCCUCUCCUGCAUCUACGGCUACUUCCAAGGAAUCCGCUCUUGCGGCUGGCGCUGGUUUUGGUGGCUUGAUUUUUGCACUUCACACUCUUCUUUCUGAUUCCACGACCAUUAUGCUUUGGGGAUGGGAAGGGUUCCCUGUGCGCGGACCUUUGGCCGUGCCACACGGACUCAUCACUUUUGCCGUUAUGGCGUUUGGAAUUUACAUUGGCAUUACGAGACGCGCCUCUACAGGGUCAUGGCCAGCUUACUUUUUGGGUUCGGCCGGCGCUUUUGUCAUGUACACAUGCCCUGGAUGGAUCGGAUACAUUGGCGGCAUGAUUUUGGCCGGAUACUUGAUGAGCAUUGUGCCUGUCAUUUUGGAAUCUGCUGGCAGACACCAUCCUGCUGCGUCGUUUGGGUUUGGUGCAUUUGUGCUUGUGCUUUUGUACUUGGCGCAUGUGUGGAUUGUUGCAUACGCCUUUGUCCCCGGUGGACCCUUGUUGCGGGAGCGCAGCGACAUUGUUCUGAUUCUGCAGCAGGUGGCCAUUGGACUGGGUAUCUUUUCUUAUAGACGAAUCAAGGUGUCUGCCAAUACGGCCAUCUCACAAUCUGGAUCGUCUGUGACUGCUGCUCUCACGAGCAUUGCUUCACAGGCUUUCAAGACAUUGACUGUUUUGCUUGCGAUUAGCGCUGCCAUUACAUUUAAGCGUUUCCACCGGGAUGCCCCUAAGCCGUAUCACCCUGAGGAAAAGCUUAUGACUGCUGCAAUCUGGACGGUUCAUUUUGGUCUUGACAAUGACAUGUGGGCUAGUGAGGGCCGUAUGCGGGAUGUUAUCAAUGAGCUUGAGAUUGACGUUAUUGGGUUUUUGGAGUCGGACACUCAGCGCGCCAUUAUGGGACAUCGCGAUUUGACGCAGCAGAUUGCUGAGGAGCUUGGGUACUACAGCGAUUUUGGACCCGGUCCCAAUAAGCACACCUGGGGUUGUGCGCUUUUGUCCAAGUUCCCCAUUCUCAAUUCAACGCAUCACUUGCUGCCGUCUCCUGUGGGAGAGCUUGCACCUGCAAUCCACGCGACAUUGGAUGUUUACGGACAGCCUGUUGAUGUUGUUGUUUUCCACAGUGGUCAAGAAGAAGACCCUGAGGACCGACGUUUACAGAGUCUUGGUGUUGCGGACAUUAUGCAUGGCAGCUCAAAUCCUCUUGUGCUGCUUUCUUAUCUCGUGACCAAGCCUCUGGAGGGCAACUACAACACGUAUGUAAGCGAGCAUUCUGGUAUGCACGAUGUGGAUCCUUCAGACUGGGAUCGCUGGUGCCAAUACAUUUUGUACAAGAACAUCAAGCGCACCGGAUAUGCACGUGUGAGCCGGUCGACCAUCACGGACACAGAAAUCCAGGUGGGCAAGUUUGUUGUUGGGGAGCCGGAGAACACAAGCAACAAACAGAUUCCGGAGUCGCAGGUGCCUGAGGGUCGGCGGUUCCCAGCGCUGUUCCGUGGGGAUGGCGUGCGGGGACACCGGUACCAUGUGUUUGACGAGCCCCGGUACUUUGAGUGA
This is a messenger RNA of Magnusiomyces paraingens, 2841 nucleotides long. RefSeq lists its product as uncharacterized. The transcript is spliced from 4 exons. Lineage: Eukaryota; Fungi; Ascomycota; Dipodascomycetes; Dipodascales; Dipodascaceae. The record is from RefSeq and is a predicted model, not a curated record. Gene Ontology annotation, cellular component: endoplasmic reticulum. The coding region runs from base 1 to 2841 and encodes 946 amino acids. Gene Ontology annotation, biological process: fungal-type cell wall organization; GPI anchor biosynthetic process.